Messenger RNA from Coniophora puteana RWD-64-598 SS2, 1368 nucleotides. Its product is annotated as mannitol-1-phosphate dehydrogenase MPDH1. Gene Ontology annotation, molecular function: oxidoreductase activity. Bases 285 to 1364 code for a protein of 359 amino acids. The transcript has 11 exons. NCBI's taxonomy places the organism in Eukaryota, Fungi, Basidiomycota, Agaricomycetes, Boletales, Coniophoraceae. The record is from RefSeq and is a predicted model, not a curated record.
GCCUGUAAAGAACUACGUUAUAGUCGACACAAGUCAUCCCGUUCGCGCGAAAUCGUUAUGUAAGUGAGAAUCAUAUCGACACCAUCCGAACGGCAAGGGGGUUACUUCUCAACAUUAAUUCAAUCUAUGUAUUUCGCUUCAAUGAAUCGAUAUGAUGUACCCGCUUGUUGGAAUGUACGCCGGGCACAACAUAUAAUGGGCUGGUUCUUCCACGAAUAUCGAUAUCGUCUCACUUCUAUCUCCCCUCUGAGGUCCCUCAAACAACCAUAUACUAGAGCUGCAUAAUGGCGUCAUCCACCUUCGACAUCCCUCGGACCCAGCGCGCAGCCCAGGUCUGCGCCUACGGCAAACCUCUCGUCAUCAACCCGUCUUAUCCUGUCCCCUCUCCCGAGUCCCUCGCACCUAACGAAUGUCUGGUCAAGCUCGAGACUGCUGGCGUGUGUCAAAGCGACCUUCACGCACGGGACGGCGACUGGGAAGGCCUGAGGCCACCUCUCCACUUGGUAUGUGGCCAUGAAGGCGUUGGCCGCGUCGUCGCUAUUGGUGCAGGGACCCAAGAUAGCUCCGUACUCAUUGGAGACCGCGUUGGGCUUAAAUUCAUGGCGCGUACCUGUCUUCGGUGUGAGCUCUGCCGAAAGGGAAACGAAGCAUCCUGCCAGAGUAGCCAGGUCCAUGGAUUUACUGUCGAUGGAACAUUUGCUGAAUACGCUGUGUCGUACGUUGACUAUGUCACACCGAUUCCAGAUGGUCUCUCGAGCGCAGCUGCAACUCCUAUCCUGUGCGCGGGUCUCACCGUUUACAAGGGCCUGAAACAAUGCAAUGCAACUGCCGGAGAAUGGAUCGCCAUCCCCGGUGCUGGUGGUGGACUCGGUCAUCUCGCUAUUCAAUAUGCAGUGAACUUGGGCUUGAGAGUCGUCGCCAUAGAUACUGGCGACUCAAAGCGUGACCUAUGUCUUAGCCUCGGUGCUGAGAAAUGGAUUGAUUUUAGAGAGAGCAUUGACCUCGUUCAGGAUGUCAUAGAAGCGACAGAUGGUGGCGCUCACGCUGCUCUGGUUGCAGCAGGCGGCGCUGCGCCGUACGAGCAGGCGCUGUACUACCUCCGCCCUGCCGGAACCUUGGUUGCUGUGGGGCUAGGCUCUGGAACAGCCGCUAUGAAGGCCCCAAUAACCGUGUUUGUAAUCAAGGCACUCAAGAUUGUUGGCUCUGUGUUAGGAAAUAGGCAAGAUGUGAUAGAAGCCCUGGACAUGGCGGCACGCGGCAAAGUGGUCACGCAUUAUACAACCAGACGUCUGGAGGACCUUGACAGCGUGCUGCACGAGCUCGAACAAGGGAAGAUAACAGGCCGAGUAGUCAUCGAAUUUUAACCCC